AAAGGGAAAAAGGACUGAGAGAGAGAGACAGGGGAGCCAGGAAGCAGAGAAGCGCCAGAGAAAGUGAGAGGGAGGAGGAAGCGGAGAGAGGAAGCAGGAGGAGGAGGCUGAUCCCUCUGGCUUCCUCAGACACUGUGUGUGAUUCUCAGUGAGCACUGUGUGCGAGCAGGGUGUGAGCACUGUCUGUGUGUGUUUGGGCAAGGCGUGAGCACGGUGUGUGUGAGUAGGGUCUGAACUGUGUGUGUGAGCAGGUUGCUAGCACUGUGUGUGUGUGAGCACUGUGUGUGUGAGCACUGUGUGUGUGAGCACUGUGUGUGUUAGUGUGUGUGUGUGUGUGUGUGUGUGAGCAGGGUGUGAGCAGCUCUACGGUGCUCACUAUGGCAGGAGGCUUGUUUGGAAGGGUGUACCUGGACCUGGACUCUGCACCCUCCCUGGAGGGGCUGGAGCUCCAGCUGGGAGGAGACGCCAUGCACCAGGGUCUGGACACACUGAGUGACAGCACCAGCUCCACCACGGCCAACGACCUGGACCUCAUCUUCCUCAAGGGGAUCAUGGAGAGCCCCGUGGCCCAUGAGCACUUUGAGGAGCCCAAGCUGGAGGCGGUGCGGGACAACAACAUGGAGCUGGUGCAGGACAUCCUGAAGGACCUGAGCCCGCUGGCCGACAGCAGCACGGCGGCCGACGAGCUGGCGCGCAUCCUCCAGGAGCCCCACUUCCAGUCUCUGCUGGAGACGCACGACUCGGUGGCGUCCAAGACCUUCGAGACUCCGCCCCCCAGCCCGUGUGCCUUCAUGGACGCGGCGUUCAACAACCAGCCCGUCCCCCCCGACGCCGUCCGCAUGGUGGGCAUACGCAAGGUGGCCGGGGAGCACCUGGGCGUGACGUUCCGCGUGGAGAACAGCGAGCUGGUGAUCGCCCGGAUCCUCCACGGCGGGAUGAUCGACCAGCAGGGCCUGCUGCACGUGGGCGACAUCAUCAAGGAGGUGAACGCCAAGGAGGUGGGCGACGACCCGCGGGUGCUGCAGGAGAUGCUGAAGGACGCCAGCGGCAGCGUGGUGCUGAAGAUCCUGCCCAGCUACCAGGAGCCACACACGCCGCGGCAGGCCUUUGUGAAGUGCCACUUUGACUACGACCCCUCCCACGACAACCUGAUCCCCUGCAAGGAGGCGGGGCUUAGCUUCGCCCGGGCAGACAUCCUGCAGAUCUUCAACCAGGAAGACCUCAACUGGUGGCAGGCCUGCCACCUGGGGGGCGGCAGCGCGGGCCUCAUCCCCAGCCAGCUGCUGGAGGAGAAGCGGAAAGCCUUCGUGAAGAAGGACAUGGAGCUGGUCACCGCAGGUCCCCUGUGUGCCGGAAUGGGCGGCAAGAAGAAAAAGAAGAUGAUGUACUUGACGACCAAAAAUGCAGAAUUUGACCGCCAUGAGUUGAGGAUCUACGAAGAAGUGGCCAAAGUCCCGCCCUUCAAGAGGAAGACGCUGGUUCUGAUUGGUGCGCAGGGUGUGGGCCGUCGCAGUCUGAAGAACAAGUUGUUGGUGUGGGACCCCCAGCGCUACGCCACGACCACCCCCUUCACCUCCAGGAAACCCAAGGUGGACGAGAAGGACGGACAGAUGUACUCCUUCAUGUCUCGCACCGAGAUGGACUGCGACAUCAAGAGCGGGCGUUUCCUGGAGCACGGCGAGUACGACGGCAACGUCUACGGCACCAAGAUCAACUCCAUCCACGAGGUGGUCGACACUGGGAAGAUCUGCAUUCUGGACGUCAACCCCCAGGCCCUGAAGACCCUGAGGACGGCCGAGUUCCUGCCCUACGUGGUCUUCAUCGAGGCCCCCGACUACGAGGUGCUGAAGGCCAUGAACCGGACGGCCAUCGAGUCGGGAGUGGUCACCAAGCAGAUGACGGACUCUGAGCUGAAGAGGACGGUGGACGAGAGUGAACGUAUCCAGCGGGCGUACGGACAUUACUUUGACCUCUGUAUCGUCAACGAUGGCCUGGAGUCCGCCUUCCGUGGCCUGCGGCUAGCGCUGGAGCGGCUGUCCUCCGAGCAGCAGUGGGUGCCAGUGAGCUGGGUCUUCUAGAAGGGUUGACCCCCACCCUGACCCUGCCGCCCCGAAGAGGAGCCGUGACCGACCUUGAAGAGAACCGAGGUCAGAGGUCGAAGGUUAUGGGUUAAAGGAGGAGGUUGUGCUGGUCUUGGGAUACAGUAGAAAAUGGCUGCCCAAAUGGGGAUUUGGAAAGAGCGGGAAAACACAGUGUUGGCUAGCUCUGUCGCGCAGAGCGUUUGGAAAGAAGGAAGCAUCACAUUUUAAGUGCGAAAAACCAGCCUUAUGUUGUUUUGUACCUAGAACUCUUUUGUUGACCAUGACGUUACGUUGGUUUUUGUUCUUGAUUCAUUUUGAAUAAUUACGUUUUUCGUAAGAACAGAACAGGCUCUAUAGUUGGCUCUCCGAUAUUGUGCAAUCGUGUGUGUGGUAUGAGUGCGUGUGUAGAUUGUGGAGGAAACAAACACAAUGUUGGGUUACAAGAUUCACUCGAUUGGCUAGGUGACACAGUGCUUUUCUGAAGAGAAGGAAGUGGAAUUUAUUUGGCCUUUUUAAACAUUUUGAAAAGAUCUUGCAGUUAACAUUAUAUUGGUAGUUAAGGGCACAGCACUGAAAGAAAAGUCAGGGGUCAUAUUUAUAUAAAUUAUGUAUAUUCUACUGUUUGAUCACACGAUUGUAUAUUCAAAAAAAUGCUUUUCCUUCUGGAUGGAGUAAAUUGUGUUAGGAAGAUGAAUAGCAAUAGAUUAUCAGUAACCAAACACAUACAAAUGCAAUACACACACAGAUAGACACAUACACAUAUAUAUGUGCACUUACACAAUAUAGCAACCUCACUGAAUUGUGAAAUCAGUCGUGUCUCAGCUCAUAAUUUAUCACAAAAAGGUGUAUAUUUUGUUAUAACAUUCAUAAUUUCUGCCCUAUACUGCAUUUUUACUUUUCUGAUUAGUCUGAAUGGGCUGAUUCAUGAACAUUACAGCAAGCACAUCCAGACAAUCCUGGAGCAUUAUAUUUAAAACUCCACAUAUAAUAAAUACUGUUGAACAAAGUUACCAAACAUAGGCCUACCUACAAUAUUUUAUUCAGACUGAUGGUAAGAGAUGUUUUUCCGAUAGUUUGAACACAGCGAAAGGUCAGAUUAAAACAGAGAGUUUCAUUUUCAAUAGGGUAGUGGUAGACCACUGCAAUUGUUGCUUGAAAUUUACUUUGGCCUUAACUUAUCUCCGAAGCCAAGGAUACUAUCACACAUCCACCAUUUCACACUCGACAACUAUACUUUUUGGAUUGUAGGUUAUCCUAAAAAAACAAAAAUCCCACGACAAACCUCUGUGUUCGGAUGCUUAUUUUUUUUCUCAAACGUGUAAAUAUUGUAAUGUAAACAAACAACACAGAGAAGAUAUUCGGUGCUCUGAGAGGGUUCUGGUCCUGGUGCAGCCGCUCCAUAGCGCUGUACUUUUGAUGUUCAAGAAGUGUAUUAAAAAAAGAAAACCUUUGGAGCACCGCUUUGCCCGCGUCUAUUCCUGUCAGCCACAGCUGCACACUAUGGGAUCAGGGGUCAUGGGGCUCAGGGAACUGGGAUAGGGGUCAAACUGCGCGGGAAAUAAAUGUCCCACACACACACAAGUCCGACCUAUGUUCAGACAGUGAGUUAUUAAGAAAAAACAAAUAUAUAUAUAUAUAUGGUGGUUUAAUUAUUUGUUAUAAUAUUUGUUACAGGAAUUAUAUAUCCGUCAUUAUCGUGAAAAUACAUUUAUUUUUUCGAUAAUGGCUUUAUCGGCUUAUUACAAAAUAUUAAGUUGGCUGAUAUUGAUACACAAAGUGAAUUAACAAAAAAUAAAAAAUAGAAUAAUAUUUCUAAAUUAUUUCCUACUUCCGCUAAAAAAUAGGAUCCAUGGCUACAGUCUGUCAUAGCUGCAGUCUGCUAAGAGAACACCCUUAUACUACCUUUGAAUUUCAAGAUUUAUUGAGGCUAUGAACACCAUAAAAAAUAAAAAGCAACAGAGGACAUGAUUGCAACCAUGACCUCUACUGCCCCAUGACGAUUCACAUGGCGGCGGCGAGGGGUCAGGGGAAGUGUACCGUGGAGGGGGAGAGAGAUGAUAAGGUAUGAUGUCAUCACUCUCCAUCCCCGCCUGUCUCCUAGACUUCAGGGAGGAGGGCCUGUCGCGCUGCGUUUCCACAAAUGUACAUUUUCCCAAUUGACUUAGAAUAGUGACGGUUGUUUUUGCAGCAAAUCACUGCGCAGCACCUAUAGGCCGCUCGAUUCACUACAUAAAUAGUCGUAUACUCUCAGUUUCUGUUGGAACAGAAACUGGCUGCACCUUCGGUCAGACCCAACUAUAGGGUUGUAUCAAUAACCAUGGUUCUCACUUAUGGAGACACAUAACUAAAUUCGAAAACUAUGGCCUAUGUCAAGUUGUGAACUGGGCCGUUGGGCCUACUGUUAUAAAAGUUGCACUAAUUCCUCCAUUAGUAGUAGGCCUAAAAAAAUCCUAGAUAUAAUGAUAUAUAAUGCAUUUAUUGCUUCUUUUGGGUCCCGUUCAACGGCCUGGUCGUCCGAAACUAGCGGGUUUAGCUGUAAGACUUCCAGCUGAUAGGUUGUUGGUUCGAGCCCCUAUGUCCCCCGAUAGACAUACUUGAGCAAGAUGCCUAACCCCUAGCUGCUCCUGACAUGACAUACCAAAAGAUCCCUCAAAUUCCCUUUGGUUAAAAUGACUUAAUAAUACAAAAUGUUAUUAUUAGUGAUAGUGGUGUAGUAUGUAAGCGAUCGUAAUCCUUAUUCAGACAUCCAAAUGUUCAGACAUAUUUGAAUUUCUAGGUUUUCCGACACAUUAGUAUGAGAAAAGAAAGAAUAUUUUUAUUAUCAAAUUUGUGUAUCGUUUUUUAUUGUGUGUGUGUGUUUGUGUGUAUGUGUGUGUGUAUAUAUAUACCUGUAUAUCAGAGAUGGAAAUUAACUUUUUUGCCCACCAGCCACUGUGGCAGGUAGAUUUAAAAAUCUACCUGCCACUCAUCUUUUUUACCAGCCACUUUUUAUACGCUAUAUAUUUUUUCAAUAUAUACGUACAUUUUAAACAAUAUCAUAGUAACAAUAGAUAAGAAAAGUGUUUUUCAUACACAUCUUUUUUUCCAUCAGAAGUGAUUUUUACUGUAAGUAGGUUCUACCAAGGAACUGAGUUGAAAACGUUACACUCUUACCGCAUAUGAUAAACAAUACACAGGUAUCUGCCAUGUUAAGUCAUGUUUAUUUCAAAGGUGUUACGAUGACAAGUUUGGGGAUAAUUCAUCUAUACAAAGUAUUUUCAAUAAAAAACAAAUUUACAUAUUAACAAUAAAACAACAUGCAUGGCUACACCAUCAUAACAUGUUAUCUACAUGUGACUGCAUACAAAUGUGUCCACAGACCUGGUAACUAACGUAUGAUAGUAAGCAUUAUUGGCCCUUAACCCUAAUGUUCAGAAAAAACACUGCCUCAAAAGGCUAUUGGCUUAAGCAAUACAAGUAGAGGCAUAUACUUGAACUUUAUACCCUGAACUUUUAAACGUUGCAAACGUGCAAAAACAUAAUUAUAUAUUUAUGUGGCAUUCAGUCCAAUGCCGAAAAUAUAUCUAUGACAUUAGGCCAAUGCUGUGGUAAAGUGUGUAAAGUAUGACCAAGUGUUUCUUUCUGUUCAAUAGUCUAGAUAGAACUUUAUCAAUCCCCUGUAGGAGAAAUUUGUUAAUGUUUGUCCCUAUAAAACAAUAAUGGUAAAAAAAUAAAUACAAAACACGACGGUAACUGAGUAAGUCAAA
Gadus macrocephalus (Pacific cod) is the source of this 5827-nucleotide messenger RNA. RefSeq names its product MAGUK p55 scaffold protein 2b (gene mpp2b). The record is from RefSeq and is a predicted model, not a curated record. The transcript has 13 exons. Gene Ontology annotation, molecular function: protein binding. NCBI's taxonomy places the organism in Eukaryota, Metazoa, Chordata, Actinopteri, Gadiformes, Gadidae. Bases 378 to 2078 code for a protein of 566 amino acids. Gene Ontology annotation, cellular component: cell-cell junction; plasma membrane.